Tribolium madens (black flour beetle) is the source of this 574-nucleotide messenger RNA. RefSeq names its product mitochondrial import inner membrane translocase subunit Tim9 (gene Tim9a). The transcript is spliced from 4 exons. Bases 208 to 504 code for a protein of 98 amino acids. NCBI's taxonomy places the organism in Eukaryota, Metazoa, Arthropoda, Insecta, Coleoptera, Tenebrionidae. The record is from RefSeq and is a predicted model, not a curated record.
AUUUGAUUUGGUGUAAAGAGUAAUUACAAGAUCUUUACAUAAAAGCCUACACAGACAAGAAUUAGUUCUACUAAUCUUGCCGUAAAUGUUUCUUCACUCUUAAAGUAGUUUCCUAUUUUACCUACCUGCCUAUUGAGUGACAACCAGAGAUUUUCCUAACCUCAAAAAUUUUCCUCGUGAAAAUCUCAACAAAAACUUUAAAUUAAGAUGAAUGUGACACUCCCCCCCAGUGCAGGCCUCGAAAAUGUCGAUGCCGAACAAGUUAAAACGUUUAAAGAUUUUUUAAUCUCUUACAAUAAAUUAGCUGAAUUGUGUUUCACCGACUGUGUUUCGGAUUUUACAUCUCGGAAUAUUAAAGGGAGUGAAGAUCGCUGUGCGUUAAAUUGUCUAGAAAAAUUCCUUAAAGUAAACCAACGUAUUUCUCAAAGAUUCCAGGAAUUCCAGAUGCUUGCCAAUGAAAAUGCAAUCGCAGCGGCACAAAAACUCGGUCAAAAUCCGACCUGAACGAUAAUUUAUUUGUGUUUGUUAUUGAUUUGCUAGUUUGUUAUAAAAUAUAGUUUCAUCUUUAAAUUUC